GCCAGUUGUGAUCAAUUGUUUGUGAGAUUUGCCUUUGACAUGUCGACUGAACUAUCUGAAACGGAAAAACGCCUCAUCAAGGUCAUAGCCGAUCAAAAUGGUUUCACAGAUUAUCAGGUGGAAGCCCAACCUGGUGCACAGAAAGGUGACAACUAUUUCGGAAUUAUAACAUCUGUUUCACUCAAAGACAAAAACAAAAGUCUAGAGCUGAUAUGCAAGUCUGCCCAUUCUGGUGAAGUAUUUCGGGAAAAGAUGCCUAUUCACGAACAAUACGUCAGAGAAAUUCACCUUUACGAAUCAGUACUGAGCGAAUUCAAAAAAUUCCAAGAAGAAUAUGCCGUUCCUAACCCAUUCGUUGGAUUUCCUAAGUUUUAUGGAAAAUAUAUCGAUGAAAAAAAUGAAUGUCUUUUUCUGGAGAACCUGAAGAAAAGUGGUUACACCCAUUGGGACCGUAAGUUGCCUAUGAACUCGGAACAUAUAAAAGCAGUUCUAGCUGAGUAUGCAAAAUUUCACGCUACCUCUCUGGCGAUGAGGCAAUUGAAACCAGAAAUGUUCAAAAAUCUCACUGAAAACAUUAAAACUCAUGUAUUCGAGAAACCUGACCAAAAUGAAAAUGAUGAAAUGGGAAAUAUGUUUAUGACAAACGCUAUCAAAAAUGCUUUAGAGAUUGUUGGAGAUAAUUCUUCGCUUAUAGAAGCCGUACGAAGGGCUGAGUCAGGAUUAAUUGAAGAUUUUGCUAGUGAAGACCCAGCUUAUGACAUAGUUGUUACACAUGGUGAUUGUUGGUGCAAUAACAUGUUGUUCAAAUAUGAGGAUGAAACCAACACAUCCAAACCAACAAAAGUGUGUUUUAUUGACUGGCAGCUAACGAAAGUAGGUUCUCCGGCAGUGGAUAUCCUUUAUUUCUUCUUUCUUCACAGUUCCAAAGAUAUCUUGUGUGAUUAUGAAACAUAUCUGAAGUUUUACUACGAAGUCUUAUGCAGAUACCUCAGGAAUUUCUCGUGUGAUCCUGAAGAUCUAUUUCCAUUCAGCACUCUACAUAAACAUUGGAAGAAAUUCGUUAAUUUGGAGCUAUUGCUGUCCAUCAUGAUGCUGAAAACAAUGCUUUGCGACAGUGAAGAGGCUCGAGAUUUGGAAAAAAUGACUGAAGAUUCAGAUAAUAUCUUUGAUACUCAUAAUUUCACUAUCAAAAACGAGUCUGAAUACCACAGACGUGUCAGAGAUAUUAUCGAAUCCCUAAUAGAAACUGGUCUACUGUGAACACCAAUAAACAUUUCAGCA
This is a messenger RNA of Leptinotarsa decemlineata (Colorado potato beetle), 1281 nucleotides long. RefSeq lists its product as uncharacterized. The record is from RefSeq and is a predicted model, not a curated record. NCBI's taxonomy places the organism in Eukaryota, Metazoa, Arthropoda, Insecta, Coleoptera, Chrysomelidae.